AUCGCACGGAUCUACCUUCUCGGGUGGAUUUUCCUUACUCACACUCGCAGUAAGCAGCUGCAAGCCGUGCGGUCUUCGCAGUCUCCAUCUCGCUGCGUUCUCGGACUGACGAAAGUGCACGGUGCACGCGCCUGGGUCCUAGUGGUUCCUGCCCAAAGAUGAUGCACAUCCUUACUAUACUAGUGGAAAACAAUGGCAAGCUGAUGUGUGUGUAAACUGUGCAUUUAAAAGUGAAAUUUGUGAACGCUAGAGUACAUCACCAGUAGCAGAAGGAUGUUACGUUCCGAUAAUGGCCCUACCGGGGGUCGCGGGUCAAAAGUUCUACUAAGAAGCACUUCAUUUCAAAAACUGUGCUCCAUACCAUACAGCUUUAAAAUAGAAGCAAUUCGAUCGUAUAAGGAAUAUUUCAAAACUAUCAUUAGGCUGUUGAAAGCUGCAACAAGAGCAUGUGUUAUUUCGAUCUAUUUCAAAUUAACAACAAUCGUCUACCUGAAUGCAACUUUUUACAAACAUGAUGGCUGGUUAAAAAUAUGCCAGUACUCAAAGAGCAAUAUUUUGCGAUUCUUUAAUAUUCAGGCGCAGCCGAAUGGUCAUCUGAAUAAAAAUACUAAGCAACAUAAAAGACAUAACAUCGCUUCAAUGUAUUCGAAUAUAACCGACACAUCAGUUUGGUUGAUUAUUUUAAAACCAAUCGUUCAAACGCUUCUAACGUACGUUUGUGUAGGCUACAUUGGACUUCAAAUAUGGUGGAUUUUGUGCGCUUUAUCGUACACUUCAACCCCUUUUCCUUUUGGCCUCGUAUUUCUCAUGAUGGAUCUUAGCUACAUGGGAUUUAUAAUAUCAAAGAUUGCACUGAAAGGGAACUAGACUUGAAUGGAGCUCGAAUCGGUACGAUUCGGUUGCGCAUUGAGCUAUUACAAGGAACACCGCAUCCAACAAGAGAACAAUAUCAAUUUUACCUACGAUGUUUUGCAUCCAUUUUUAUUUUUUCAACACAAAAAAUUCAAACCACAUUGCGUUUUGCGCCAAUCAGUACUACUGGCGCCACUUACGCUGAUAGAUUUUACAGAUGUUUCGUGUUUUAUCCCAACAUAGGCACACACAUGCACACAAGUCAACAUUCAGGUUACAAUGUGCCACAUGGUAGUAAAAAAUAAGUUCACGAAUGGUAGGAAAAAGAACAAGUAAAUAAAGUUCACAUAUACCUAAUG
Molecule: messenger RNA, 1211 nt
Organism: Anopheles nili
Lineage: Eukaryota; Metazoa; Arthropoda; Insecta; Diptera; Culicidae
Exons: 4
Coding region: 274-867 (197 amino acids)
Source: RefSeq, a predicted model, not a curated record